Messenger RNA from Prunus armeniaca (apricot), 1470 nucleotides. Lineage: Eukaryota; Viridiplantae; Streptophyta; Magnoliopsida; Rosales; Rosaceae. The record is from the annotation of a GenBank genome assembly.
AUGGGAUUUUGGGGAAUUGAAGUAAAACCGGGCGAACCAUAUGGUUAUCAAUCCGAUGAAUUUAAAGGAAGGCUUCACAUUACUCAGGCGACUUUAGGCCUUGGUGAAUCGAAGGAGAGGAGCAUAGUUCAGUGCUCCAUGGGAUAUAAGAGUCCCAUCUUUUUGUGUUCCUUGUUACCAAAUAAGAACGAAUCAUGUCCGUUGGAUCUUGAAUUCGAGGGUGUUGAUGGUUUGAUAGACUUCUCGGUGAUUGGCAAGCGGAGUGUCCAUCUCUCUGGUUACUUUGUGGAUGAUGACAGAGAUGCCAGAGAUGACUAUGAAUCGGAUUCUUUUGGGGAGGAUAUUGCUGAAACUGAGUCGGAGUCAUCAGAAUACGACAGUGACGAUGCUUAUGAUGAUGGAUUUAUUGACGAUGAAGAUCUGGACAUUUACCCGCCUUCACCUGUUCCCAAUAGUGGAGUUGUAAUUGAGGAGAUAGAGGAUGAUGAGAAACCUACGAAUGGAAACAGCCAGUCCAAACGACUACUAAAAAAGAAUAAAUCAAGUUGCUUGGAGGACAAAAACUUUCAACAUCAAAUUGUUUCCAAGAGAAAUGCUGGCGUCCCUGUUCUGGAGAGUGAAGAUGAAGAUGGCUUUCCAAUAUCCACCAAGCAGAAAAGCAACUUCCAUAUUGAGAAGCCUGAAGCAGCAACAGAACAGGAAGAAAACAAAAUAUCUGAGAAAAGCAAGAAAAAGAAAGUGAAAGAUGGUGAUGAUACUGCUGGGUUAAAAAGGAAAGUUGAAGAUGUUGACCAAGAUGGUCAGCCAGAAAGGCGAAAGAAAAAUAAGAAGAAGAAGAAGCUGAGAGAGCAAGCUAAAGAGGGAAAUGCAGGUGAAGUCAAUGCUUGCACUGACAAUGAAAAGCAACCUGAGAUCUACAAGAGCCAAGACAUUAACCAGGCGUUGCCAGUUAAGAAGAGCUCUGACAUCAACAUGGAUUCUUUUCCUGGUGAAAAUCACACAGAGGAGAAAAAGAAAAAGAAAAAGAAGAAGAAAACCCAGGAGAGUGGAACAAAAGUGGAUCAAACUGUUGCUAACACGGAAGAUCCAAAUGAACCUACUUGGGAGAAAACCAAUGGCAAGCCAUCUAAAGUGAGAACCUUUGGAAAUGGAUUUGUUAUCGAGGACCUAUCUAUGGGCCAACCAGAUGGCAAAAGAGCUUCUCCAGGACAAAAGGUCAGUGUUCGCUACAUCGGCAAGCUAAAGAAUGGAAAAAUAUUUGAGUCAAACGUGGGAGGACCACCCAUCCAAUUCCGUUUAGGUAUAGGUCAAGUUAUAUCGGGCUGGGAUGUUGGGGUUAAUGGUAUGCGUGUUGGGGACAAAAGAAGACUCACUAUUCCACCAGAAAUGGGUUAUGGACAUAAACGUAAUGGAAAAAUACCACCAAACUCAUGGCUUGUGUUUGAUGUUGAGUUGGUUGCUGUUAAUUGA